UCUGUACCGGACAAGUACGGUGAAGGUGAACCUUGCCGGUCUCUCUCUGCUCUGUCUACCCGUCGCUGGAAGCAUCCUCUCCCGCUCAAGUCUGCUCCGUGAUCGUCCCUGAAGCCAUGUCCAUAUUCAGCGAUGUCCCGCAGGCUCCUCCGGUGGCGGUCUUCAAACUGAGCGCCGACUUCCGGGAGGACAGCCACGCUGUGAAAGUGAAUCUGGGAGUCGGAGCUUACCGUACCGAUGACUGCCAGCCGUGGGUGCUACCGGUGGUGAAGAAGGUGGAGCGGCUGAUCGUGGAGGACGGCAGCCUGAACCACGAGUACCUGCCCAUCCUCGGCCUGCCCGAGUUCCGCUCCGCCUCCUCCAAGGUGGCCCUGGGAGACGACAGCGCCGCCAUCAAGGACAACAGGGUGGGCGGGGUCCAGGCUCUGGGCGGGACAGGUGCGUUGAGGAUCGGGGCAGAGUUCCUGCGGCGUUGGUACAACGGCGUCAACAACACGGCCACGCCCGUCUAUGUCUCAGCGCCCACCUGGGAGAACCACAACAGUGUGUUUGCUGAUGCCGGCUUCAAAGACAUCCGGCCCUACCACUACUGGGAUGCUGCUAAGAGGGGCCUGGACCUCGCCGGGCUGCUGGACGACCUGGAGAAAGCUCCAGAACACUCCAUCUUCGUCCUCCACGCCUGCGCACACAACCCCACCGGCACCGACCCGACCCCGGAGGAGUGGAAGAAGAUCUCAGAGAUCAUGAAGAGGAGGAACUUGUUCGUGUUCUUUGACUCGGCCUAUCAGGGCUUCGCCUCUGGUGAUCUGGACAAAGACGCCUGGGCCAUCCGUUACUUUGUCUCCGAGGGCUUUGAGCUGUUUGUAGCUCAGUCCUUCUCCAAAAACUUCGGCCUUUACAAUGAGAGAGUCGGUAACCUGACCGUGGUCGCCCAGGACAGCGAGAACUUGGCCCGCAUCCUGUCCCAGAUGGAGAAGAUCGUCAGGACGACUUGGUCCAACCCGCCGUCUCAGGGAGCACGCAUCGUCAGCAAGACCCUCAACUGCCCCGAGCUCUUCAACGAAUGGAAGGGUAACGUGAAGACCAUGGCAGAGCGCGUCCUGCUGAUGAGGGAUCAGCUGAAGGCCAAGCUGCAGGGUCUGGGCACCCCGGGGACCUGGGACCACAUCACCCAGCAGAUCGGCAUGUUCAGUUUCACCGGCCUGAACCCCAAACAGGUGGAGUACAUGAUCAAAGAGAAGCACGUGUACCUGAUGGCCAGCGGCCGCAUCAACAUGUGCGGCCUGACCACCAAGAACAUCGACUAUAUCGCUCAGUCCAUCCACGACGCCGUCACCAAGGUCCAGUGAAGGCCGCCUCCGUCCGCCCAGCCUCCCGCCUCCUGUGUGCAACAGGAAGUAUUGUCAAUGUCUGUGCCCUUAUGCCCCGCCCCCUUUCCCAUCAUCCAACCUCUUGAUUGGUUCGACUGCUUCAGGGGGGUUUUUGCAGUCGAACCAAUGUUUUUUCGUUCUCGCAUGAAGGUGUAAAAACCUUCGGGAGGUGCAAUGAUUUUAGGAAAGUACUUGAACGCACAAAGAAUCACACCCGAAUGUGUAAAGUCAUAAAGUUAAAACCUUCGUUUGUCGAUGUUUUUUUGCUUCCUCGAUGUAAUUGAAAGCCCUGCAAGGGAUUAACGUGUAGUAUUUAACAAAUAGAUGUAGACUGCAGGUUAAUGUAAAUAGAUGUAGUCACUCUUCCAGGUGCUGUUACUCCCUGCAGAUGCACUGAAGCCCAAAAACAAAUCAGUUUAAAAAAGUAAAUCCUGAUUCCUUUUAUCAGAAUUCCCAAUUUUAACAAUGAAAUAUAUGUAUAUUUAUUGAUCAAAUUGUUACGCUGAAGUGUGAAUGAGAGCGUCAUGUGAGCGUGUUAGAAGGUCUCUUGACGGUAACAGCUGGUGCCUGAUGCUGCAGGUGUUUGUCACACCUGUGCAGCUUCGUGGAAGGUCACAAUGUGACGUUCACAGAGCGACCGCUGAACAAAGCGCCUCUCUUCUCUCUGUUGUUGUUCCCGCUCUCUCUCUCUCUCUCUCUCUCUCUCUCUCUCUCUCUCUCUCUCUCCGCCCUGCAGUGUCCUUAUCGUGUGACGGAAAGCGACCUCAGUCUCGUGACCGCUCUCCCAUCACGUGGUGGUGUUUGUAAUUGCACACAGCAGUAAUAAUACUGUAAUAAACUAUGAAACACGCACCAAA
Molecule: messenger RNA, 2227 nt
Organism: Anarrhichthys ocellatus (wolf-eel)
Lineage: Eukaryota; Metazoa; Chordata; Actinopteri; Perciformes; Anarhichadidae
Product: aspartate aminotransferase, cytoplasmic-like
Exons: 9
Coding region: 117-1349 (410 amino acids)
Biological process (GO): L-aspartate biosynthetic process
Cellular component (GO): cytosol
Molecular function (GO): pyridoxal phosphate binding; L-aspartate:2-oxoglutarate transaminase activity
Source: RefSeq, a predicted model, not a curated record